CCAAGAGUAGAGGUUGCUCCUGAAUUGUAAUAGUGGUUCAUUCACAGACCGCAGCAACAGAAACCAAUUGUUUAGAAGUCACGCCGAGAGUUGAAGACACGCCAGACAUUUACUUUCGUCAUACGAAGUUUAAGUAAAAAUGAUUACAUUGAGUAUGCUAUUAUGUGGAAUUUUAAUUUCCAGUGGGGAGGUCAGGGCCGACUCACCGCCAGGGCGGGGUGAUUUGAGGUCAGGGACCCAAACUGUGAAUAAAGGCACGUCUAAAAUUUGUGGAGAUCCUCUGGAUAUCAUCUUCGUUAUCGAUGGUUCCUACAGUAUUUGGAGUCCGCAUUUCGUUAAGCAGAAGGAAUUUCUCCGAGGCUUUGUUGAAGAGUUCAACAUUGAAAGAGACGGCAACGGAACACGUAUUGGCGCCAUUGUUUUUGCCGACAACACAGAAGUUGCAUUUAAUCUCAAAGACCAUUUCAAUAAGGAUGACCUGUUCGAGGCUAUAGACAGGAUAACACAGAUCGGCGGUGGCACUCACACUGACAAGGCUUUAAUAAAGGUGCGAGAAGAAAUGCUUCUACCAUCGAACGGAGCGCGUCUUGGUAAAGUUCCGCAGAUCAUUAUCGUGAUGACAGAUGGCGUCUCCUGGGACCCGAAUGAGACGAAAAAGGAAGCGGAGCGUCUGCACAAUGGUCAAUAUCCGGCAAGAGUUAUUUCAAUCGGAAUAGGAUUACAGGUCGACCAAAACGAAAUAUAUGCUCUAUCAAGUUUACCAAAGGAGAAGAACGUGUUUACAGUGACGAGUUAUGAGACACUCCAGGAAAUCAAGAAUGACCUCGCCAUUCGCACUUGCGAAGUUAAAUCCCCGGAAAUGGAGUGGACAGACUGUGGGAUAAAUAGAACUGUAGAUGUCGCCUUCGUGCUGGGAGAGUCCACAACCACUACGCCGGAGUCCACCGCACAAAUCCUCGGGUUCGUCCGGAACCUAACGAGUCGAUUCACGAUCGGAGACGGAAAAAUUCGGGUCGCUUUGGUACCGGCUGAUUGCAAUAACCCAGGGUUCCACCUUAGCAGAUUUAAUGAUAGACAAUCAAUCUUUUCUCACUUGGAUAAUUACAGGAUGGACGCUCCCACUAACGCAGGUCGACUGCAUUACUUGCGCACAGUGACGUUUACAUCGGCUAAAGGUGCGCGUGACGGUGUACGUAAACUGGCCAUCACAGUUCUCACCAACAAGUCACGUAAUGUCAACGCAACCAUAGCGGCUGCUGAGGAAGCAAAGGAAGCCGGGAUAGAGAUGAUCGCCAUCGGCAUUGGGGAUGAAGUAGAUACAGACGAGCUGCAUGGGAUCGCCUCCACGACCAAUAGAGUGUUCCGCCUCCUGGAUUACAACGCAUUCCGCGUGCGUAUCAGGAGGUUGCUGUACAAAGUGAUCUGUAAAGGUGAAACAACCCCUCAUCCGGCAACGACUGAACCGCCAGUUUUUCCGACAGUCUGCCUCCCUGUUACUCCGCCAUCUCAACAAUAAGUGUCACGUUUCUACUACAAGCGGCAUUGACAUGCAAGACAAGACCACUCACCAAUAUUGUUUAAGCGCAUGACACCGGGAGAAAACUUGCGCUGUUCCGGGGUCGUUACCAUCUACAAUUAGCGCAAUUGCUAGACUACGUGUGUUUAUUUCUACAAUUUUCUCAGUUGCUGUUAACCAUCACUUCCGGUUCAGAGGCACAUCUACACAUAAUGCCACAGAUUAAGUGGGAUUGAUUACAAGGAAACUUUUAAAACUGCUUAUAAGCUGUUGAUAGGUAUAUAGAUUGGUGGAUAGAUACAUACAUAUAGAUAAAAAGAAAGAUCUAAUUAUUUUAUUCUAAUGCACCACUGUAAUGAUUAAUAAUUGUAAUCUAUUACUUAUAAUAACACAUCCAAUGAGGGUGAAAUUAUAAUAAAAGAUAAAAAUUGUCAGUAUUAAUUGCACAACAGUUUAUUUAGCAUCAGUACGGGUUUCAUAACAAGUCACACUAUAUAUUGUCUUUCACACAGCAAGGCUUGUGUCACAGUAUGUCUUUAUAGUUGUCAGUAUUAUAAAUGUCUGGUUAUCAUAUAAAUAUGUAAAGUUUGGAAUUCUUUUUCCGUGGUGAGUAUAUUGCAUACAGCUUACAUGUACCUGUAGAUCCAUAUUGUGAUACAGUAGUGAAGUAAGUGAAGUUCAUCUAUCAUGUUACAGUACUGACAAACUGUUUUAAGUAUCUUUUAAUACACGUGCCAUGUAGCACUGGUUCAAUAAUAACGAUAAGAGCACUAUAACUUUUAAGCCUGGUCAAUGCAGGCACUCGGGAAACAUACAAUAUCUCAUGUAACCAACUUUAUGAAAAUUUGCAAAUAAAUAUG
Molecule: messenger RNA, 2376 nt
Organism: Lingula anatina
Lineage: Eukaryota; Metazoa; Brachiopoda; Lingulata; Lingulida; Lingulidae
Product: matrilin-1
Source: RefSeq, a predicted model, not a curated record